AGCAAAGUUCCUGGAAGGAGCAGCAGCAGCAGCAGCAGCAGUAGCCCCACAACAUGGCCUCUUCGUCCUCCUCUCUAGCUGGAGCGGAGAGCACCCCUCCUGCGCAGGGUGACUACUAUUCACGAAGCUCUGGAAAGUCUGAUGCCAACGCAAGUUACUUGAGAGCAGCUCGAGCUGGACACUUAGAAAAGGCCCUUGACUACAUAAAAAACGGAGUUGAUAUCAACAUUUGCAAUCAGAAUGGGUUGAACGCUCUCCAUCUUGCUUCCAAAGAAGGCCAUGUAGAAGUUGUUUCUGAGCUACUACAGAGAGAAGCCAAUGUGGAUGCAGCUACAAAGAAAGGAAACACAGCAUUACACAUAGCAUCGUUGGCAGGACAAGCGGAAGUAGUAAAGGUUUUGGUUACAAAUGGAGCCAACGUCAAUGCUCAAUCUCAGAAUGGUUUCACCCCACUGUAUAUGGCAGCCCAGGAAAACCACCUGGAGGUUGUCAAGUUUCUCCUUGACAAUGGUGCAAGCCAGAGCCUGGCCACAGAGGAUGGCUUCACACCGUUGGCAGUAGCUUUGCAACAAGGUCAUGAUCAAGUAGUUUCACUCUUGCUAGAAAAUGACACAAAAGGAAAAGUGCGUCUCCCAGCUCUUCAUAUUGCUGCCCGAAAAGAUGACACGAAAGCUGCCGCCCUGCUGCUGCAGAACGACAACAACGCAGAUGUGGAGUCCAAGAGUGGCUUCACUCCGCUCCACAUAGCUGCUCACUAUGGAAAUAUCAAUGUAGCCACUUUGCUGUUAAACCGAGCGGCGGCUGUGGAUUUCACUGCAAGGAAUGACAUCACUCCUUUGCACGUUGCAUCAAAACGAGGAAAUGCCAAUAUGGUGAAACUAUUGCUCGAUCGAGGAGCUAAAAUUGAUGCCAAAACGAGGGAUGGUCUGACGCCGCUACACUGUGGAGCAAGGAGUGGUCAUGAGCAGGUGGUGGAGAUGCUGCUUGAUCGAGCUGCCCCCAUUCUUUCAAAAACCAAGAAUGGAUUGUCUCCAUUGCAUAUGGCCACACAAGGGGAUCAUCUAAACUGUGUCCAGCUUCUCCUCCAGCAUAACGUGCCUGUGGACGACGUCACCAAUGAUUACCUAACCGCCCUGCAUGUGGCUGCCCACUGUGGCCAUUAUAAAGUUGCCAAGGUUCUCUUGGACAAGAAAGCUAAUCCCAAUGCCAAAGCCCUGAAUGGCUUCACCCCUCUUCAUAUUGCCUGCAAGAAGAAUCGAAUUAAAGUAAUGGAACUCCUUCUGAAACACGGUGCAUCCAUCCAAGCUGUAACCGAGUCGGGCCUUACCCCAAUCCAUGUUGCCGCCUUCAUGGGGCAUGUAAAUAUCGUAUCACAACUAAUGCAUCAUGGAGCCUCACCAAACACCACCAAUGUGAGAGGAGAAACAGCACUGCACAUGGCAGCUCGAUCAGGCCAAGCUGAAGUUGUGCGGUAUCUGGUACAAGACGGAGCUCAGGUAGAAGCUAAAGCUAAGGAUGACCAAACCCCACUCCACAUUUCAGCCAGACUGGGGAAGGCAGAUAUAGUACAACAGCUGCUGCAGCAAGGAGCAUCCCCAAAUGCAGCCACAACUUCUGGGUACACCCCACUUCAUCUUGCAGCCCGAGAGGGGCAUGAGGACGUAGCCGCAUUCCUUUUGGAUCAUGGCGCAUCUCUAUCUAUAACAACAAAGAAAGGAUUUACUCCCCUUCAUGUGGCAGCAAAAUAUGGGAAACUUGAAGUAGCCAACCUCCUGCUACAGAAAAGUGCAUCUCCUGAUGCUGCUGGGAAGAGCGGACUAACUCCACUGCAUGUAGCUGCACAUUACGAUAACCAGAAAGUGGCCCUUCUGCUUUUGGACCAAGGAGCCUCACCUCAUGCGGCUGCAAAGAAUGGUUAUACGCCACUGCACAUCGCUGCCAAAAAGAACCAGAUGGACAUAGCGACAACCCUGCUGGAGUAUGGUGCUGAUGCAAACGCGGUUACCCGGCAAGGAAUUGCUUCCGUCCAUCUUGCAGCUCAGGAAGGACACGUGGACAUGGUGUCGCUACUCCUCAGCAGAAAUGCUAACGUGAACCUGAGCAAUAAGAGUGGCCUGACCCCGCUCCAUUUGGCUGCUCAAGAAGACAGGGUGAAUGUGGCCGAAGUCCUCGUAAACCAAGGGGCACAUAUAGAUGCUCAGACAAAGAUGGGAUACACACCACUGCAUGUGGGCUGCCACUAUGGAAACAUCAAGAUCGUUAAUUUCCUGCUCCAGCAUUCUGCAAAAGUUAAUGCCAAAACAAAGAAUGGGUACACGCCAUUACAUCAAGCCGCUCAACAGGGACACACACAUAUAAUCAACGUGUUGCUUCAGAACAAUGCCUCCCCCAAUGAACUCACUGUGAAUGGAAACACUGCCCUGGCCAUUGCACAACGCCUUGGCUACAUCUCAGUGGUCGACACCCUGAAGGUAGUGACUGAAGAGACCGUGAUGACAACUCAGACCAUCACAGAGAAACACAAAAUGAAUGUUCCAGAAACAAUGAAUGAAGUUCUUGAUAUGUCUGACGAUGAAGGUGAAGAUGCAAUGACAGGGGACACAGACAAGUAUCUGGGGCCACAGGACCUUAAGGAGCUGGGUGAUGACUCCCUGCCCGCAGAGGGCUACAUGGGCUUCAGCCUUGGAGCCCGUUCGGCCAGCCUCCGCUCCUUCAGUUCGGAUAGGUCUUACACUUUGAACAGAAGCUCCUAUGCUCGGGACAGCAUGAUGAUUGAAGAACUCCUUGUGCCAUCCAAAGAGCAGCAUCUAACAUUCACAAGAGAAUUUGAUUCAGAUUCUCUUAGACAUUACAGCUGGGCUGCAGACACCUUGGACAAUGUCAAUCUUGUCUCAAGCCCUGUUCAUUCUGGGUUUCUGGUUAGCUUUAUGGUGGACGCACGAGGUGGCUCCAUGAGAGGAAGCCGUCACCAUGGGAUGAGAAUCAUCAUUCCUCCACGCAAGUGUACAGCUCCCACCCGAAUCACCUGCCGUUUGGUAAAGAGACAUAAACUGGCCAACCCACCCCCCAUGGUGGAAGGAGAGGGAUUAGCCAGUAGGCUGGUAGAAAUGGGUCCCGCAGGGGCACAAUUUUUAGGCCCUGUCAUAGUGGAAAUCCCUCACUUUGGGUCAAUGAGAGGAAAAGAGAGAGAACUCAUUGUUCUUCGAAGUGAAAACGGCGAAACAUGGAAGGAGCAUCAGUUUGACAGUAAAAAUGAAGAUUUAACCGAAUUACUUAAUGGCAUGGAUGAAGAACUUGAUAGCCCAGAGGAGUUAGGGAAAAAGCGUAUCUGCAGGAUUAUUACUAAGGAUUUCCCCCAGUAUUUUGCCGUCGUUUCACGGAUCAAGCAGGAAAGCAACCAGAUCGGUCCUGAAGGUGGAAUUCUGAGCAGUACCACAGUGCCCCUUGUCCAGGCAUCUUUCCCAGAGGGUGCCUUAACCAAAAGAAUUCGAGUGGGCCUCCAGGCCCAGCCUGUUCCAGAUGAAAUUGUGAAAAAGAUUCUUGGAAACAAAGCAACAUUUAGUCCAAUCGUCACUGUGGAACCAAGAAGAAGGAAAUUCCAUAAACCAAUCACAAUGACCAUUCCAGUGCCUCCACCUUCAGGAGAAGGCGUAGCCAAUGGGUACAAGGGGGACACCACACCCAAUCUGCGCCUUCUCUGUAGCAUUACAGGGGGCACCUCACCUGCUCAGUGGGAAGACAUCACAGGAACGACUCCUUUGACGUUUAUAAAGGAUUGUGUCUCCUUUACAACCAAUGUUUCAGCCAGGUUUUGGCUUGCAGACUGCCAUCAAGUUUUAGAAACUGUUGGAUUAGCCACGCAACUGUAUAGAGAAUUAAUAUGUGUACCAUAUAUGGCCAAGUUUGUUGUUUUUGCCAAAAUGAACGAUCCUGUGGAAUCCUCCCUGAGAUGUUUCUGCAUGACAGAUGACAAAGUGGACAAAACUUUAGAGCAGCAAGAGAAUUUUGAGGAAGUUGCAAGAAGCAAAGAUAUUGAGGUUCUGGAAGGAAAACCUAUCUAUGUUGAUUGUUACGGAAAUCUGGCCCCACUUACCAAAGGAGGACAGCAACUUGUUUUUAACUUUUAUUCUUUCAAAGAAAAUAGACUGCCAUUUUCCAUCAAAAUUAGAGACACUAGCCAAGAGCCCUGUGGUCGUCUGUCUUUUCUGAAAGAACCAAAGACAACAAAAGGAUUGCCUCAAACAGCUGUUUGCAACUUAAAUAUCACUCUGCCAGCACAUAAAAAGACCGAGAAAACAGAUAGACGGCAGAGUUUUGCGUCUUUAGCUUUACGUAAGCGCUACAGCUACUUGACUGAACCUGGAAUGAGUCCACAGAGUCCAUGUGAACGGACAGAUAUCAGGAUGGCAAUAGUAGCCGAUCACCUGGGACUUAGUUGGACAGAACUGGCAAGGGAAUUGAAUUUUUCCGUGGAUGAAAUCAAUCAAAUACGCGUGGAAAACCCUAAUUCUUUAAUUUCUCAAAGCUUCAUGUUAUUAAAAAAAUGGGUUACCAGAGAUGGAAAAAAUGCUACAACUGAUGCCUUAACUGCAGUCUUGACAAAAAUUAAUCGAAUAGAUAUAGUGACUCUGCUGGAAGGCCCAAUAUUUGAUUAUGGAAACAUUUCAGGCACCAGGAGUUUUGCAGAUGAGAACAAUGUUUUCCAUGACCCUGUUGAUGGUUAUCCUUCCCUUCAAGUGGAACUGGAAACCCCCACAGGGUUACACUACAUACCACCCACCCCUUUUCAGCAAGAUGAUUAUUUUAGUGAUCUCUCUAGCAUAGAGUCUCCCCUUAGAACCCCCAGUAGACUGAGUGAUGGGCUAGUGCCUUCCCAGGGAAACACAGAGCAUUCAGCAGAUGGACCUCCAGUUGUAACUGCUGAAGACACUUCUGUAGAAGACAGCAAACUGGAAGAUUCAGUGCCUUUAACAGAAAUGCCUGGAGCAAUGGAUGUAGAUGAGAGCCAUUUGGAGGAUGUAUGUCUGAGUGAGUAUCCUCAAUACCUUGGAAGUUUGGCUGGGGUCCCAAAAGAUGUUAAGCCAGCAGAACCAUUGAAACAGCAUAGAAAAGUAGGAGUAAGCUCUGAGCAGCAGGAGAAAGAAAAAUCUGGUCCUGAUGAGGAGAUGACGGAAGAAAAAUUCAAAUGUCUAUUUGAGGACAUUCAACUUGAAGAAGGAGUUGAGUCUGAGGAGAUGACAGAAGAAAAAGUACAGGCUAUUCUUAAACGUGUUCAGCAAGCAGAACGGGAAAUGUCUUCAAUUACAGGUUGGCAGAACGAGACAUCAAGUGGAAACCUAGAGUCCCUUGCUCAAGCUCGGAGAGUAACUGGUGGGUUACUAGAUCGACUGGAUGACAGCCCUGACCAGUGCAGGGAUUCGAUUACCUCAUAUCUCAAAGGAGAGCAUGGAAAAUUUGAAGCAAAUGGAAGCCAUGCAGAAGCCACUUCAGAAGCAAAGACAAAAUCUUACUUUUCAGAAUCCCAAAAUGAUAUAGGAAAACAGAGUGCUAAGGAAACUCUGAAACCAAAAACGCAUGUAUCUGGUCGUGUUGAGGAACCACCAUCACCACUAGCGGCAUAUCAGAAAUCUCUGGAAGAAAGCAGCAAGCUUGUAAUAGAAGAGCCUAAACCCUGUGUGCCUGUCAGUAUGAAAAAGAUGAGUAGGACUGCUCCUGCAGAUGGCAAGCCACGCCUCAACCUCCAUGAAGAAGAGGGGUCCAGUGGGUCUGAGCAAAAGCAGGGAGAAGGUUAUAAGGUGAAGAUGAAGAAAGAAAUCCGGCAUGUGGAAAAGAAGAGCCACUCAUAACAGCGAACGGUCAGUCAAGGAUCAUGUGUUUUUACUGCCAGUAUUGAGAAAUUUAUGGAAGAAAUGUCAGCGGGAAGUAAAAAUUCAUCGAGAAGGGUGUGUGUGUUUGCUGUUUCCACACAUUUACC
Loxodonta africana (African savanna elephant) is the source of this 5974-nucleotide messenger RNA. RefSeq names its product ankyrin 3 (gene ANK3). Bases 54 to 5846 code for a protein of 1930 amino acids. Gene Ontology annotation, cellular component: cytoplasm. NCBI's taxonomy places the organism in Eukaryota, Metazoa, Chordata, Mammalia, Proboscidea, Elephantidae. Gene Ontology annotation, biological process: signal transduction. The record is from RefSeq and is a predicted model, not a curated record. The transcript has 42 exons. Gene Ontology annotation, molecular function: protein binding.